AUGGCACGAAGUUUAGGCCAUUAUUACAUAUUGGUCAUCUUCUUUUCUAUCACGAUUAUAUUCAUUGAUGUAAAUGAUACUGCUCCUGUUCUUUCAAAUAUACCAUUUACGGGAGAUGGCACUUUUUUUGAUACGGGACUUGGAGCUUGUGGUAGAGUUAACAACAACGCCGAACUGAUUUUUGCUCUUUCUGCUGAAAUGUUUGACCCUUCUCCAGGUGGUAAUCCAAAUCUAAAUCCCAAUUGCGGAAGACUCGCAAACGUUAUGCGUGGCGACAAAUCAGUAACCGUUAUGUGCGUAGAUCGAUGCGUUGGAUGUAAAUCUGGUGAUAUAGAUUUAUCUCCAACUGCUUUUAACCAAAUUGCAACACCACAAGAAGGUCGAGUCCAAGUUACUUGGCAAUUUAUAAACUAA
Molecule: messenger RNA, 414 nt
Organism: Funneliformis geosporum
Lineage: Eukaryota; Fungi; Glomeromycota; Glomeromycetes; Glomerales; Glomeraceae
Source: the annotation of a GenBank genome assembly